Molecule: messenger RNA, 726 nt
Organism: Arctia plantaginis
Lineage: Eukaryota; Metazoa; Arthropoda; Insecta; Lepidoptera; Erebidae
Source: the annotation of a GenBank genome assembly
AUGAGUGGUGGACGGUUAUCACAAAGUGCAGUACUCGAGGAAUUACUAAGAGAAGACGAAGAAGAGAGUGAAUCAGAGCUCAGCGACCAAGGCUCUGAAACUUCCGACCUAAUCGUUGUAGAGAAACCUCAAUCUGCUGAAGAAUCAAACUGCUCGGACCCAGAAGAGGAUGAUUUGCCACUUUCAGAAAUAAAUAGCUGUUUUACAGGGCGCGAUAAAGUAACGAAGUGGCAAAAAUCUAAUAAUAACAGAGUGAGGCGUCAAGUUCAAAAUAUUCUCACGGAAGAUGCGGGUAUUCGUAGAAAUGGUGUGGGGAUGACAACAUUUACGCAAGCCUGGAGUUUAUUCAUUUCAGAGAAUAUUAUGGAAAUAGUUGUUAGAUAUACCAACGAAUUUAUUAAAAAAAAAACGCCAUCGUAUAACAGAAUACGUGACUGCAAACCGACAGAUGAGGUGGAAAUUCGAGCACUUUUCGGAUUGUUGUACAUAGCGGGAUCCAUGAAGACAUUACAUGCCAAUUCAGAAGAUUUAUAUGCAAGUGAUGGGACAGGUAUUUUUCCUACUACUAUGUCAGUGAAAAGAGUAACAUUUCUACUGAAUUCAUUCAUUCAUCUAGACAAAGCUGCGCCAAUAAGAGAAGUUUUAGAUAUGUUUACACAAAACUGUCUUUUGCCAUAUUCAGUGCGAGAGAACAUUGUAAUCGAUGAGAUGAUGGUUGGCUUUUGA